CCCAACACUGGCCACUUAAUUUAUUUUGCUUUGUCCGCUCAAAAGGAAACUUGCUGCAAGGACUUCACUCCAAAGUUGACUUUACUAUGAGCCAGCACGAUGCUCAACUACAUUAGAGAUGCAAUCAUGGCUCCGACGACACGCAGCAGUCCCAAGAACAACAACAGCAGCAGCAGCCAGAAACUAGGAGUGGCUGUCAAGGAUGUGAACUCAUCCGAAUCCAGGCAAACAGCAGGUGCUCCAAUGCGCGGCUACAAGGUUACUGAUAACGAGCGGACCAGAAAAUACGGCAUUGGAGCCAAUUCUCUGGAAAUGCUAAUAACCAAGGCCAACAGCAAGUUUCCGCUGCUCGAAUUGCAUUUGUAUUUGGCGUCCGAUGGCUUUGAAGUGUCCGAUGACGAGUACUUGGAUAGCCUGCCCGCCCAAACUCUUUUCAUUGCGGCUGGACCGGAUGCUGUUAUCACAACAGAUGCGGACUUUGAAUUUGAGAAAAUGAGGCAGCAAUCGCCACUGCUGAAGGUGGCCGAUAUAUUCUACGAUUUUAUCGAACAGCAUCCGGAGAAGUUCCGCCGCAUGAUCACGGAGUAUGAGCACCAGAAGCACCGCCGCGUCCUCGACAACACCAAGGCCCACCUCAGCCUAAAGGCCGAGCACGUGGAGUGGUUCGAGGGCGGAGAGGAACGCUUUCACUCGAAGGAGGAGGCCAUGGCCAUGCGGGCUCAGACACGGGUGCGCGGCUACUACUAUAAGGCCAAAGAGGAGCUGACCCGCAAUCCCCUGUACCGUCAAAAUGCCAAGGCACGGCAGGUGAUUAACUCGGUGCUGGAGCAGUUUCGAUACCUGCUCAUCGGCUGCGACUAUUUCUCCAUGAUGUUUGACAGGAAGUGCCAGCAAAAGCACAAGUUCCUGCAGCAGCAGCUGGGCGAGGAGGAAACGGACGCCGGCAGUCUGCCCAGCAAGAGACUGAGGCAGGUGAUCAAGGAGUACACCAAGGAGAACUGCAUACUCGACGAGUGGUCAGUGUCGUUGUGCUCGGAUCUGGGUGAUUUCUAUUGCCAGGGCGCCUUCUCCGAGAAUGGCAACUGUUGCUCCAUGCAGCAUACCAUCAAUCCGUAUGCCUCGCGGGAGAAUCUCAUUUUGUUCCAGGUCUGGAACCUGGACCACCAAAUUGAACUAUGCCGCACGAUUCUGCCCGCCAUGUUGGUCAAUGUGGAGGACCUUGUUAGCAAUCCGCAGCGCAAGUGCUCACUUCACAAGAAGCAAGUGGUCGACAUCUCUGUGCUGGAGUAUUUCUUGGAAAUAUUCUCGUUGAAGAACCUCAAACUUGUUCACAUCGUUUGCCACGAGAAGGUUCAGCGCUCAAAUCGUUCCAAUGGUCGUUUGCUAUGUCCAGACUGUCAUGAGUAUCGGAUUGUGCAAGAACUUAUGGAAGUACAGGCUGACAGUCCAACUACUUAAAUGGUAUGUCAUACACAUUUAGCAAACAGUUACCUAGCCAAGCAAUAUUGUAAACAAUAACUAUACAAACAUACAUUUGACUUUAGUUGCCCUUGUUUUCCAAAUACUAUCUCUAUUAGUUUUGGAGCCUUUUAUAUUUCUGAUCUCAAAUGAGAUUUGUUGUACAAAUGAAAAUUAUCUCAAAGUUAACUACCGAAUCGUACUGUUAAAAGUAUUUACAUAUAAAAUACGUAAACUAUUAACAUACUUAUAGGUAUGUAUUUAAUGUUAAAAAUGCUUGUCAGACUAUUAGAAUUAUGUGGCUAUGCAAUAUAACGAUAUAACCUAGAUGUAAAUGUUUGUUGACUGUAACGCUUGUAGCUGAGAUUCCAAAUGUUUUGUUGGCGUUACAUCAAUCAGCAAGUCCGAACAAUGAACUAUUGAUAUAUACAUA
Messenger RNA from Drosophila elegans, 1891 nucleotides. It is a transcript of the gene Drep4, whose product is annotated as DNA fragmentation factor subunit beta. The transcript is spliced from 3 exons. Gene Ontology annotation, molecular function: DNA endonuclease activity. Lineage: Eukaryota; Metazoa; Arthropoda; Insecta; Diptera; Drosophilidae. Bases 100 to 1458 code for a protein of 452 amino acids. The record is from RefSeq and is a predicted model, not a curated record. Gene Ontology annotation, cellular component: nucleus; cytoplasm. Gene Ontology annotation, biological process: apoptotic DNA fragmentation; apoptotic process.